AUUACGAAGAAACAGAGAAAAGUACUCCGUACCUACUACAUCUAGGCGAUGAAUCGAGCAGCUUUCGACAUCCAACCUAUUGGUCGCUUCUAUGGAUCCAGCGCUGCCAUUCGACGACCCAAGGAAGUUGCUUGUUUCUCUUAUGAUGACCAACACAGCUUUUCUCUCGGGGAAUCAUCCCUGCGCUACUACUAUCCACCGCAACUCCCAGCGGAUUUAAACCGCGGCUUUGAUACCUUCCAGAAGCUAGAUGAUUCUGCCGAUGAGCACCUAGACGCUCUGCUGGACACUAUCAUAGCUUUGGAAAAAGAGACGGGGAAGAGAUGCGAAUCUGACAUCAUUACCUGGAGAGGCAUGAUGACCAAGAUUCUAACUGCACCAUUUGAUAACAUGAACGGAUUCGAGAUGAAUGCAACUUGCUUUCAGGGAACAAUAUUCAUUGAGGAAAACAAUGCCUACAAGAACGAACAGAAGCGUAUCCAAAAGAACCAGCGAAUGCCUCCUGGGAUGGCUUCCCAAGACCUAAUGGCCUACUGGGGAUACAAAUUCGAGACGAUAUCUGUUCUCGACAAGCCAUGGGAUGAAACCUCCCGAACGGAGAUCGAAGGUCGUGAAGACCUAGUCGUGAACAACAAUGCCCAGUACUGUUCCGUCGCGCGUACUGGAAUCGGCCAAAUAAAGCUGGUUCUGGGUGGAGAAGUUGAUGCCAUUUGGGACUGCAAGCCCGGCCGCAAAGAAGACCCCAUCAACUGGGUUGAGCUGAAAACCUCAGCAGAGAUCCGGAACGACCGAGACUCUGUAAAGUUUGAGCGGAAGCUUUUAAAAUUCUGGGCGCAGUCAUUCCUUCUUGGUGUUCCCAAGAUCAUCGUCGGCUUUCGCGACCAACAUGGCAUCGUCCGCCGGCUGGAAGAGCUCGAAACGGCAAACAUACCGAGCAAAGUGAAGAAAUCCGGCCGCGGUACAUGGGAUGGGAACAUCUGUAUCAACUUUGCCGCCACCUUUCUAGAAUGGCUCAAGUCCACUAUCCAAGAAGGAGGGACGUGGCGGAUCCGCAGACUCGAGAAAUCAUCAGUCAUUGAAGUCUUCAAGAUGGAAGAGAGCGGAAUGGGAGAUAUCAUCUCACCUGCUUUUGCCGCUUGGAGAGCUACAACAUGAGGUUAUCUCAAGAGGUUUUCUUAUCGGACUACAUGAAGAACAACUGCACAUCAAAUCAAGUGUUCUUUCCCUGCCACAGCUAAGAAGCCGAUUUACGCUCCGCCUGUAGAGGAGGCAGCUCAGACUCUAGGUCUCCAGGAACUACUUUCCCGAGCGCUGGGGUAUACAUAAAUCUUGCAAGCUAAUUCAGCGUCCAGUGAGAAAUCUUACUACCAUGCUACCUUCUGCUCCUACAUAUUCAUUGCUUGCACUAGCACGAUUGCAAGUCAAUCAUUGAUGCCAAGUUUGAUUGGAUCUACGUGGAAAUGGCCGCCGGCUUGGGACCGGGGGGUGGCUGUUGCAACACUCAAAAAACUGAUAUGCACGAUAAUAAUAAUACAGGAU
Aspergillus ochraceoroseus IBT 24754 is the source of this 1539-nucleotide messenger RNA. Its product is annotated as DXO/RAI1 family decapping nuclease. The record is from RefSeq and is a predicted model, not a curated record. The transcript has 9 exons. Lineage: Eukaryota; Fungi; Ascomycota; Eurotiomycetes; Eurotiales; Aspergillaceae. The coding region runs from base 49 to 1155 and encodes 368 amino acids. Gene Ontology annotation, molecular function: mRNA 5'-diphosphatase activity. Gene Ontology annotation, cellular component: nucleus; cytosol. Gene Ontology annotation, biological process: NAD-cap decapping; nuclear-transcribed mRNA catabolic process.